UGUUAACUGUUAAUUUGUAACUCACUGAUAAACCUGCAAAAUUAAUUUGUAUUAUUUUCUUCGUCUUUUUUUCUGGUUAUUCUCAAUGUAGGGAUUUAUGUUAAUGAUUAGGGGUUUAUUGCUCUGUUCUUCGAUUGUUUUGGGUCAACACUUAUGAUUGGCGAUUUAUUCAACGAUUUUUGGUGAAAAGAGCUCUAUUUUGAACAAAUCCGCCUAAACGUGGAUUUCUUUCUCGUUUUGCAUUCAAAUCCAUUGAAAUCUGCCUUCACCCUACGAAUUUUCACCUGCAUCCCAGAAUCUAGGAAGUCAGCAGCGGGGGUGAUCGUUUAAGGCUGACACCUUCGGCAAACUACCUUUCAGAAUUAGGAUUUCACUGGUGGAAAAGCACAAAGAUCAUUGAACUCUGGUCACUAACCCUAAAACCUGGCAAAGGCUCAAGAUAACUAAAUAGGGAGGCCAAUAUGGUGAAUGCCAUUAAGGGCCUCUUCAUCUCAUGUGAUGUUCCAAUGGCUCAAUUUAUUGCGAGUCUAAAUGCAUCAUUACCCCCUUCUCAGAAAUUUAUCAUUCACAUGUUGGACAACACACACAUGUUUGUGCAAGCUCAUGCUGGUGAAAUGAUUCGGAAUAAAAUCUCAGAGUUUAGAGAUCUGAAUUCAUAUGAGAAGCCUGCAUGAUUCGGGGUUGUUUUUUAUACGUCUGUUUUCGUUAUUUGCAUUGUAAUAUUAACUCGAAUGCUUGCCUAUUGCAGUUUGGUAAAGUUGUGUUGUGUGUGAAUUAGUGAAGAAUGAAUUACGGGGCCUUGUGAUUAUUUUCCUUUC
This is a messenger RNA of Amborella trichopoda, 818 nucleotides long. The record is from RefSeq and is a predicted model, not a curated record. Lineage: Eukaryota; Viridiplantae; Streptophyta; Magnoliopsida; Amborellales; Amborellaceae.